This is a messenger RNA of Pocillopora verrucosa, 2211 nucleotides long. RefSeq names its product E3 ubiquitin-protein ligase TRIM71-like. Lineage: Eukaryota; Metazoa; Cnidaria; Anthozoa; Scleractinia; Pocilloporidae. Gene Ontology annotation, biological process: protein monoubiquitination. The record is from RefSeq and is a predicted model, not a curated record. Gene Ontology annotation, molecular function: zinc ion binding; ubiquitin protein ligase activity; protein binding.
AUGAAUUCUCUCCCUAAGAAUCUCAAGAAGCAAGUUACUUGCUCGAUUUGUCUCCAUACCUACACCGAGCCCAAAACUAUAUCAUGUCUUCAUACAUUUUGCUGUGAAUGUUUGGAGAAACAUGUAAGAGUGAGCCAGAAAAAGGGAAAAUUUCGAUGCCCCGAGUGUCAGGCAGUGAUCGAUUUACCAGAUGGAAAUCGCUUCGACCGUUUGCCUACCAGCUUUUUCCAUAAGAGUUUAUUGAAUCUUCUGGCUGUUCGAAAGGGUGGUGCGGCAAGUAGCUUUACCUGUUUUCAAUGCAGCGUAACCAACCCCCAGAUGUACUACUGCUUCGACUGCGAACGAUUCAUGUGCCCUGAUUGUUUCAACGCACAUGAAGUGCUCAAGAAGUCUUUUCAAGGACACAAAGUCAAACCAGUUCAAGACUUCAAAACAGAAGAUUACGAAGCAUUGUUAAAGAGACAACCGUUUUGUUCUCGGCAGUUCCACGAGAGAGAAAUUACACGGUUCUUUUGCUCGCAGUGUCAAGUUUGCAUUUGUCAAAUUUGCAUAGUCACGGAUCAUCAAAACCACAAAGUUGUUGUGCUCGACAAAGUAGCACACGAGGAAAAGGAUAACAUCAUGUCGGGCGCUAAAUUGAUCAAGAAACUGGAAAACGAGCUCCUUGAAGUCAUUAAGCAGUUUAAAGAAACAAUUUCGAAGCUGGAAAGCAAUAUGGAAACGGCUAAGCGAAGCGUCAAGCAAGCAGCUGAGGAAAUGAUCGCAGAUAUUCGAGAGCGCGAGCGAGAGGCGUUGGAAUCCCUCGAGGAAACACGCGCGUCGAGACUCCAUAAAAUUAACUCGGCUAAACAGGAAGUGGAAUCCUUAGUGAAACAAAUGAACCAAGCAGCUCAGUUUGCGGAAAAUCUAGUGCAGGGAACCUCAAGCUCGGAUAUUAUGCAGAACAAAGAAACUUUAAGGGCCAAAUUUGAAGAGCUUCUGCGAGUUGAAGUUCCAAAACAUCAGCAGACGACAUUCAUUAAAUUCACUGCAGCAUCUCAGAAGGACUUGAAACUGGGUUUCAUUGAAGUCACUGAAGACACAGCAAAGGCAGCUAAAUCAACUUUAGAAGGACUGGAUCAAACUUUCCAGGCUGGUGUAGAAGCAGAGUUUACGUUAUAUCCAAAGAAAUCUGGAGAUGAGAUGAGUAACCAGGCUGAUCUUAAAAGUCGAGUUGAAUUGCUGGUUAAACCCAUCAAGGAUGUUACAGACGUGAUUGUCGAAGAGAAAGAGGGCGGCAAUCUUGCAUUGAAGUUUACUCCCAAAGUAGCUGGCGCCUAUAGCAUUCAGGUGAAGAUUAAUGGCGAUAAACUAUCGACCCGUCCCAUGACUGUGCAGGUAAAAGAACGUGAACUUGUUGUGGUCGGUGAGUUGAAGUUAAAGCUCUUUAAAGGGAACACUCUUGAACGGUUAUUUGGAGUUGCUGUGAAUACAGAAGGCCAGAUAGUUGUAACAGAUAACUUUGGCCACUGUGUUUAUGUCUUUGACAACAAUGGCAACUGUUUGAGAAAAAGUAGAGGCGAGGGUAGCAAUACAGGACAAUUUCAGUACCCUAAUGGCAUUUCGUUUUUUAAUGACAACGAAGUCCUGAUUGCAGACUCAGGAAAUUGCAGAAUACAACGACUUAAUAUUCAGACAGGAACCGUGGUCAAAAGUUUUGGAAAAAGAGGCAGAGAAAAAGGAGAGUUUGGCAGGCCAUUAGACGUUACUGUGGAUGAUAAAGAACGCAUUGUUGUAACCGAGUGGGACAAUAAUAGGAUACAGGUGAUGUCAAAGGAGGGGGAAUCUAUUUUCACAUUUGGAGACAAAGGCCCAGAGAAACUUUUAUGGCCAACCUGCUGCAUUCUUUACCAAAACAGGUUUCUCGUAUCCGAUACAGGCAACCACUGCAUAAAAGCUUUUGAUCAGUCAGGAACAUUCUUAUACAAGUUUGGCAAAAAAGGGAAUCAAGAUGGACAAUUUAACUGGCCGUAUGGUUUGCUUGUAGACAGCUCCGAUAAUCUUCUAGUAUGUGACUCUGGCAACAACCGAGUUCAGCAGUUUUCUUUAGACGGUCGCUUCACCGGCAAAAGCAUCAUUCGUUUAUCUAAUGUUACGGCGAUGUUAACAGCACCAGACAGGCGUAUUCUUGUUACUAGCCAUGAUGAGAAAAAGGUGUACAUUUUAAAAUAG